ACUUAGCUCAUACAAUUAUACAUAUCCAAGCCAUGAUAGUAAUAUUAUGUACCUGCCACCCUAUCCUUACAACAUGAAGCCGGAAUGUCAACCUAAUUCUCAUUUUAAUACAGUCUUAAAUCCUAUGGUAUAUGCAAAUCCUGUUGCACCAAAUGAACAGAACAUACAGACUAAUCACAUUGAAGCGAAUGCAAUGAAUAAUGUACCAUCUGAAAAUUCUCACAAAGUACAAGAAAACCAGACUGUUCUCACAGAACAAACUGCAGAAGAAGUUGACACAAAGGAGCAUAUAAAACUAUUACCGGAUAUGACUAAACGGAAGAAAGGCAAAGGAAGGACAAGUACAUAUUGGAAUAAAAAAAUACAAGAUGCAAAUUUUCCUUUUUACGGUUGUACCAUUUGUAACAUCAGUUUUCAAAAGAUUCAGGACUUAGAUCAACAUAUCACGAUCCAUAAAGGGCGUUUAACAAGUUACGGUAUCAGAUUAAGGAAUAAAUCGAAAAAGAAACAGCUGAAAAAGGAGCAGAAGCCGUUAAAAAAAUCAAAAAAGAAAAAGAUUAAAAACGAAUUGCCAUUAGAAAUCAAACCAGAAGAUGGUUACAUAGGUAAUGAAAAGGCUGUGGAUUUUGUGCAAAAUAAUGAGAAUUUAGUUAAUAAUCAAAAUAAUGACGGUCAAACAAAUCAGGAAACGUUGCAAAAUGAAAAUAAGGAUUGUGAGAAAUUGCAAAAUCCUCAAAACGAAAAUAAUGGUUCUCAAAAUGGCAACAAUGACAAUUCAAAACAGAGUAAAGAACCGGAAACUGAAGAUUCAAGAUUACAAAAGUUGUUCAAAUGUUUUGCAUGUCAAAAGCAAUUUUCAUUGAGUUAUUACUUGAAACUUCAUGUAAGGUCACAUACAGACGAAAAACCCUACACGUGUUCAGAGUGCGGACAAUCGUUCAUAACGGCAAGCAAACUCGGGAGGCACAACAAGAGAAUUCAUUUAGCUAUUCGAUACCAAUGCAGGAUAUGCUAUAGGUACUUUUCAAGGUUUGAAUAUCUAACACGGCAUUUUGAUAAAAAACACGCUGAAGAAAAAUUAGAAGGAGAACCGUAUGACUACAACGCAAUAUUACCCUACCUCAAAGAGCUUGAAGAAGAGCUUCGCGAAAAAGCGGAGAAGGAACGGCAGAAGACAGAAGAUCAGAAAUCUAGAGGUGAAGAAUUUUGGUCUGACAAUUUAGGAUAUCAAGAGAGUAAUGUUGAGAAGAAGGAUUUGCCAGAAUUGCCACCAACAGACGCAGCAGAACAGCAUAUAGAUCUUCCGCUUCAAAAAAUCCUUCUAGAAGAAGCGGAACUUGGCGUUGAGAUCAAAGAAGAGAAAGUGGACCCUGAGGAGGAGCCACCUGAACAGGACUUUGUGGACUUCGCCGAUCAUCAUAGUACAAGGGAUGAUGAUAGUGACGACAAUUACUUCCCGUCCAAUACGUGGGCCGCGACGCCUAAAGUGGAAUUGCCACCGCCCUCGCCGCAGGCCAAGAAAAAACGGAAUCAUUACCCGAUGAAAUGCGAACUCUGCUCGAAGGUGAUAAAAACACCAUCGUACAUGCGCGUGCACAUGCGAACGCAUACCGGCGAAAAGCCGUACCGCUGUUACGUAUGUGAUCGAGGAUUCAUCACAGCUAGUAAGAUGCACCGCCAUGUGUUAACCCACGAUCAGAAUGAAGAUGGUGACCAAAAAGUAAAGGUUGAGGACACAGACAUUAAGACAGAAAGCGAAGAAAACCAGGAGAAUGGAACUAAGAAAAAGAAAGGAAAAACCAAAUCGAAAACGAAAGCCAGCAAAUUAAACCUUCCUCCAACGAAAAAGGGACAUCGGAAACGUGAACACUCUUGCCCGUAUUGCAACAAACGUUUCCUGCACAUACAGACCAUGCAAGUGCAUCUGAAAAGCCACGAAGGUAUUAUAUUUGUACAAGUUCCUAAUACAUAA
This is a messenger RNA of Hyposmocoma kahamanoa, 1972 nucleotides long. RefSeq names its product zinc finger protein 236-like. The transcript has 9 exons. Gene Ontology annotation, biological process: regulation of transcription by RNA polymerase II. Gene Ontology annotation, molecular function: RNA polymerase II transcription regulatory region sequence-specific DNA binding; DNA-binding transcription factor activity, RNA polymerase II-specific. The record is from RefSeq and is a predicted model, not a curated record. NCBI's taxonomy places the organism in Eukaryota, Metazoa, Arthropoda, Insecta, Lepidoptera, Cosmopterigidae. Gene Ontology annotation, cellular component: nucleus. The coding region runs from base 74 to 1972 and encodes 632 amino acids.